This is a messenger RNA of Punica granatum (pomegranate), 1129 nucleotides long. Lineage: Eukaryota; Viridiplantae; Streptophyta; Magnoliopsida; Myrtales; Lythraceae. The record is from RefSeq and is a predicted model, not a curated record.
UUGGCUUUGGCUUAAUAAAUCCUCCAUUUCUCCCCACUCCCAUCCAUACAGAAAACUUCCAUUCCAUCCCCCAUUCCCUUCUCACAGAAGCAGAGCCUAGCAAAGCAAAGCAAGAGACAGAUAUCAUCAAUGGCGAUGAAGUCAUCAUCGGUUGAACUCUUCCUCGCCGGCGAAGAAGAAAACGACUUCGGCUUCGAGCUUCUCCCCCUCGAACCCGAAGACCUCGCCCUCUCCCAGUGGGAACUCGUCGACCCCUCCGAUGCCGACUCCAACUCCAGCCGCUCCGACCCUGACACCGAUCUUGGAUCCUCAUCCCCCGUCAACCAUCCCCUCCCCAUACCCUUCCGCGUCACUGCAGGUCGCGCUUUCUUCCUCGACGACAACGGCCAGUGGGUCGAUCGCGCCGGAAACCCCGCCCCCGUCGUCGAGCAGAUUAUGCUGACGGCCGUGGAGUGCACCGCCGCGCAGGCCCGGUUCCGCGGUGGCGUGGUGCCGGAUGAUGAUUAUGAAGAUGAGGAUGGCGAGGACGACGACGACGACGACGACGACGGGUUGGAUGACGAGCUGGUGCCGCGGCACCUCCGGGGGAAGCUGGGGAGACAGAGGAUGAGGAAGCUGGGGAAGAGGGCCUGCUCGAAGAUGAACAGUUCGAAGCGGUCGCCGCACCUGUACAUGAAGCCCGGGUGCGUUUACGGGAAGCACGGGCUCGGGCUGAAGCACAGUCUCUGCUGAGGUAAAUAGAAUUCAUUGGGGGGGGGGGGGGGGGGGGGGGGGGGGGGGGGAAAUGGCUGGGUAGUAUAUACGAAGCAAUCAAAGUAAUUGGCUUUUACUUGUUCGCCUUUUUUUUUUUUAACCGGGUGUCUAUUCUUCGCCCGACUAAUCUCCGGGGCUCCGUGAACUCCGGUAACGCUCCGGUGGCCGGAUCGGGUGGAUACUGGAGCUCUUCCUUAACCACCAGGCCAAAUCCUUGGAGUUUUUACUUGUUCGCCUUAGGUUGUCGUGUACAUGAAUCUCGGUACAUUCGGAGAAACUGCUAAUGCUGUCAAUAUGCCACCACUAUCUGUUCCUUUAGUGCCAUGAUCGUGUUGGUUGUUUAGCGUUUAUUUCUGUCUGAGUGAUUGGAUGGAUU